Molecule: messenger RNA, 1623 nt
Organism: Megalops cyprinoides (Indo-Pacific tarpon)
Lineage: Eukaryota; Metazoa; Chordata; Actinopteri; Elopiformes; Megalopidae
Product: sterol 26-hydroxylase, mitochondrial-like
Exons: 9
Coding region: 1-1563 (520 amino acids)
Biological process (GO): C21-steroid hormone biosynthetic process; cellular response to peptide hormone stimulus; cholesterol metabolic process
Cellular component (GO): mitochondrial inner membrane
Molecular function (GO): oxidoreductase activity, acting on paired donors, with incorporation or reduction of molecular oxygen; iron ion binding; monooxygenase activity
Source: RefSeq, a predicted model, not a curated record
AUGGCAGUGCGCUUAGCUCUGAGCUUGGCAAAGAAGGAGCUGCUGAGGCCCGAGAAGGGAGUCUUCGCUGGGUGGAGAAAGACAGGGACUUCUGCCUCUGCCUCAGUCUCCGUCCCUGCCAACCAGGGCAAGUUCAGGACUGAGGACGACCUCCCUUGCAUAGGAAGCCUACAGCUGCUGUACAGAGUUGUCUUUCAGGGAUACCUCAAACGCAUGCAUGAGCUGCAGGUCCAUGAGAAGCAGCUGUACGGAUCCAUUUACAAGGUCAGAGCUGGAGGUCAUCACUCCAUUGUCCUGAACAGCGUGGAGUUCAUGGAGGAGCUUUUGAGAAAGGAUGAAAAGUUCCCCUGUCGGGGAGACAUGACCGCCUGGACUGAGUAUCGUGACCUGAGGGGAAUCAGCUACGGCCCUUUCACUGAGGAGGGGGAGAGAUGGUACCAGCUGCGAGCCAUUCUCAACAAGCGCAUGCUCCAUCCCAAAGACUCUGUGCAGUAUGGUGAUGUGAUCAAUGAGGUCGUCACAGAUUUUGUCAAAAGAAUAUACCACAUACGCCAAGCCAGCUCUUCAGGAGACCUGGUGACCAACCUGUCCAAUGAGCUGUACCGAUUUGCUCUGGAGGGAAUCUCCACCAUUCUGUUCGAGACGCGCAUCGGGUGCCUGGAGAAUGAAAUCCCUGCAGAGACUCAAGACUUCAUUGAUUCCAUCGACAGGAUGUUCUCCUACAUUAUGAUAGUUGUUUUCCUGCCCAAGUGGACACGUAACCUCCUGCCCUUCUGGGGCCAGUACAUCUCUGGCUGGGAUGGCAUAUUCAGAUUUGCCAGGAAACUGAUUGACAGCAAAAUGAAGGCCAUUCAGCACCGUGUGGACCUGGGCCAGGAGGUGGAGGGGGAGUACCUCACCUACCUGCUGUCCAACAAGAAACUGACCAAUGAGGAUGUGUAUGGCAGCAUUGCAGAGCUGCUAUUAGCUGGAGUAGAUACGACGUCCAACACCAUGAUGUGGGCCCUCUAUGAGUUGUCCCGGGCACCAGAAGUACAGGACAGGCUGCAUAAGGAGGUGUCCAGUUGUGUUUCUGCGGACAGGAUCCCCACAGCUCAGGACUUUGCCCGCAUGCCGUACCUCAAGGCAGUCAUUAAGGAGACACUGAGGCGGUAUCCUGUUGUUCCCAUGAAUGCUCGGCUCAUGACUGAAAGUGAUGUGUCAAUCGGAGGAUAUUUUUUUCCAAAGAAGACCACGUUCUCGCUCUGCCAUUACGCCAUGAGCCAAGAUGAGAAGAUCUUCCCAGAGCCGUGGAAAUUCAAACCAGAGCGCUGGCUGAGGGACGGACGGAAGCGGCCCCACCCCUUUGGCUCCAUCCCUUUUGGGUAUGGGGUGCGAGGCUGCGUCGGCCGCAGGAUUGCUGAGCUGGAGAUGUACCUGGCUCUGUCACGGAUAAUCAGACUGUUUGAAAUAAGACCAGACAGCAGUGUGGGGGAAGUCAAAGCUCUAAACCGGUCUGUCCUGGUGGCAGACAGACAGGUGAAUUUGCACUUCCUGGAAAGGGAUGGAAUUUCUGCUCACUGAUUCAGUAAAAGGUUUCCAAGCAACAUGUGACAGAUGAAAAGAAAUCAGACUGCCACAAAC